AUGUCGACAGCCCCGCCCUCGAACGAAAAAUCUGCGGUGGUAGAGAGUCCGAGUCAUGCUCACCAUCAUAAAUCACAUAUGGAUGCAGAGACAAGAGCCAUCGCUAAUGCUGAUGCCAAAUUGUCAAACCCCUUGCGCGGCAUACCUCAUGAUCGUCUAAUGGCGGACGUCGAAAUUUUUGCGCAGGAGAGAGGACUGACCCAUCUGCUGCCUGAGCUCAAGAAAGGGGCGCUUAUUGCCCAGGAUUCUACUUGCCAUAAUCGUAUGGACAUAUUUUCAGAUGAAGACAAACAAAUUUUAACGGAAGAGGUCACGCACAAGUGGCGACAAACGCCCAUGCUGUAUUACAUGGUUGUGAUGUCAUCACUUGCAGCAGCUGUUCAGGGAAUGGAUGAGGCUGUUAUUAAUGGCGCUCAAAUCAUUUAUCCCAAGCAGUUCGGUAUCGGCGAUCCUAACAGUAAACGCGACUCGUGGUUGGUCGGUCUCGUCAAUUCUGCACCCUACUUAUGUUGUGCCACCGUUUCUUGUUGGAUGACGCAUCCGCUUAACCACUAUCUUGGGCGUAAAAAGACCAUCUUCGUCACUUGCAUGAUCUCGUUCUUGACAUGUGUCUGGUCUGGAUUGACAAACACCUGGUGGCACCUUUUCAUCGCACGGUUCUUCCUUGGUUUCGGUAUUGGUCCCAAAUCUGCCACCGUCCCAGUAUAUACCGCCGAGUGUUCGCCCGCACCGAUCCGUGGUGCUCUCGUCAUGAUGUGGCAGAUGUGGACCGCUUUUGGCAUUGCUUUAGGAGACCUUAUCGAUUUGGUAUUCUACUUUAUUCCGGAUACCCCUGGUGUGACCGGUCUGAACUGGCGCCUCAUGUUAGCCUCUGCUGGUAUCCCUGGUCUCAUUGUCUGUAUGCAAGUUCUAUUUGCACCCGAAUCGCCUCGUUGGUUGAUCUCCAAGGGUCGCUACGAGGAUGCUUUCAAUGAACUUUGUCGCCUUCGUUUCUCGCGCGUACAAGCUGCUCGUGAUUUGUAUUAUAUUCACGUGUUGCUUGAGGCAGAGAACGAAAUGAAGAAGGGUCGCAACCGUGUCGUUGAGAUGUUCACGAUCCCGCGCAACAGGCAUGCUGCCCUUGCUAGUUGGGUCGUCAUGUUCGGUCAGCAGUUUUGCGGCGUCAAUGUCAUCGCUUACUACUCAUCCGACAUAUUCGUGCAGUCUGGUUUCUCGCAGGUUUCGGCGCUGGCUUCCUCCCUUGGAUUUGGUGCACUUAACUGGUUGUUCGCCCUCCCUGCUGUUUUCACCAUCGACACUUUCGGGCGGAGGAACUUACUUUUAUUCACGUUUCCUUGCAUGGCCAUCUGCCUUUUAAUCACGGGCUUCUCCUUCUGGAGUACUUCGGAAACGGGGCGUGUAGCUGGUGUUAGUGUCGGAAUAUAUCUUUUCGCGAUCUUCUACUCUCCAGGCGAAGGUCCAGUUCCGUUCACGUACUCAGCAGAAGCAUUCCCUCUCUAUAUCCGUGAUGUCGGCAUGUCCUUUGCCACUGCGACCACUUGGUUCUGGAACUUCAUUCUGUCAAUCACUUGGCCUUCGCUCAUCCUGGCCUUCAAACCACAAGGUGCCUUUGGCUGGUACGCAGCAUGGUGCUGUAUCCUCUGGGUGCUCAUCUUGCUAUUCGUGCGUGAGACGAAAGGCAAGACGCUGGAGGAGCUCGAUCAAGUCUUCGCAGUUCCCCUCGGUGCGCACGCUGCAUACGGCCUGCGACAGAUUCCCUACGGCUUCAAGAAGUUCGUGUUGUUCCAGAACCCGGUUCCUGAAGAACUUUAUCAGUUUGAGAGCGAGAGCGAGGUGUCGAGCACUGGGGGCGACGAGUCAGCGAGGAGGGAGAUGAAGGAGGAUCUGGAGAAGACAAGAUGA
Messenger RNA from Suillus bovinus, 1902 nucleotides. RefSeq lists its product as uncharacterized. The transcript is spliced from 9 exons. Lineage: Eukaryota; Fungi; Basidiomycota; Agaricomycetes; Boletales; Suillaceae. The record is from RefSeq and is a predicted model, not a curated record. The coding region runs from base 1 to 1902 and encodes 633 amino acids. Gene Ontology annotation, cellular component: membrane. Gene Ontology annotation, biological process: transmembrane transport. Gene Ontology annotation, molecular function: myo-inositol:proton symporter activity.